GGGCACAGAGAGAGCCAGCAGGACGGGAAUGGGAGCUCCUGGUGAUCUGGGCACUUUCUCCUUCAUGUUACUGACCUGGGAGGAGCCGCUUUAGGACAUGGAUCCCAAAGGAGCAAGAGGUACCAGGAAGCACCGCUGAUCUGCACAGACCCCCUGUGCCUGCUGCUGCCCCACAGUGAACAGGACAUGGAUCCCAAAGGAGCCAGAGGUACCAGGAAGCACCGCUGAUCUGCACAGACCCCCUGUGCCUGCUGCUCCCCACAGUGAACAGCCGAAAUACCCAAGAUAAAUACCUCUGAGGAAGUGGAAUACUGACGUAGCCAAAAAUGCAAUUUCCGACUCCUACGUGACCCCACCCGAUUCUUUGGGAAACAACAGCAGAACAGGGCAGAGAGAGGAGCCAGCAGGACGGGAAUGGGGAGCUCCUGGUGAUCUGGGCGCUUUCUCCUUCAUGUUACUGACCUGGGAAGAUCCACUUUAGGACAUGGAUCCCAAAGGAGCAAGAGGUACCAGGAAGCACCGCUGAUCUGCACAGACCCCCUGUGCCUGCUGCUGCCCCACAGUGAACAGGGAGCUGCUGAGGAGCUGCAUGGUCCAUCCCUGGAUUCUCCAAGCACUGACUCCCUUCCACUCUGACCACAGCCAGGGACCACAUCCCACUGCCUGCCCAGAGUCCAUCCAUGGAGGUGACCACCGUGUGCCCAUCUCCUGCCUCACCCACUGAAGGGGACGAUCUCUGUGAGAUAAAUGUCAGCAACGUGGCCAUACACAGUGUGACACUGCUCAUCUCCCUCUGUGGGCUGGCUGGGAACGGGGCUGUCCUCUGGUUCUACAGCCUGGAUGUUGGUAACCACGACAUCUUACACCUGGCUCUUGCCGACUUCCUCAUCCUUCUUUUCACGGUCCCCUCCGCCCUCCUUUUCCUGGUGGAGGACCUGUCCUGCUCCAUUAUCAUGCCCUUGAUGUACCUGAACUUCCUUUACCAGCUGUCACAGCUCUCCUGCUUCUGGGGGCUGUUCCGGCUGAUGCUCUCCAGCUAUGUGGUCAAUAUUUUCGACCUGUGUGAACGCUACUUCAUGUCCAGCAUCUUCAAUCGCCUGUGGUGGCUGGUGGAUGGUGUCCAAUACUGGGCCUUCUUUGCUCUCUUCACUCUCAUGCCAACACUGACUUCCCUGUGCCCAUCAGACGAGCAGGGACACUGCAGGGCAGCUCUCAUCUCCAUGUACGCCGUCAUCCUGCUCCUCUUUGUUGCCCCCAUGGUCGUUUCCCGUGCAAUCGACAUCAUCAAGGCCAAACGUGGCUCCAGGAAGCAGCAACUCGAGACGCGAGACAUCGUUGUCUUCAUCAUUGUGCUCUUCACUCUCCUCCUUGUCCUCUUCAAUUUCCUGCAGCAACUCGAUUACAUCCUUGUGCCCACCCAGGUUGUUUCCCUGCUCAACUGCAUCUACAGCAGCAUCAAACCCUUCAUCUACUUCGUGGCAGGGAGGUGCUGGAGUCCGUGGUCCAGGGAGUUCCUCUGGGUCUCCCGCCCGAGUAUUUUCAGGAGAAGGAAGCAAACACUGCUGACAGUGAUGAUGCCCCCAGGGAUACGGAGGUCUGAGCCUGUUGAUCCCUUCCACUGCUCUGCUAAAGGACCUUGGCACGUCUUUCCUUGAGUCACCUGAUGAAUAAAUAUCCACAGCAUCACCCUCCCUGUGCUGGUGCACUCCUGCAGGAGAAGGGAGCAGGGGCAUUGCCAGGGGCAAUGUGGGAGGGAUGCUUUGCCAUGGAGCACAUUGGAGCAUGGCUUUCCUCCUCCCUGCCCUGCCCACAUGGCUCCAGGCAGUGCAGCUGGGCUCAGUGCUGUUCCCCAGCUCUAUUCCCCAUGGAAUGACCCUCAUUGCCUGGGCCCCAGGGAAUGAACUCCAUCUCCUUUGGCUACCCAGAUGAGUUUCAUGGUGAUUUGAGGGAUCUCCUGGCUGCAAAGUAUGUAACACCCAUCAUGGGGUGGCGAUGAUUUUCCAAAUCCCUGCAGGGCUGGUGCCUCUGGAUGGCAGGAUAGGGGUUGGGAUUGAGAAGAAUAAUGUGUUUGUGUUUACAAAACAAGCUGUGGGUCUGCUUGUAAAUAAAACUAGCACUUGAGAUAUAAAAGAAGCAGUGGGAAGGAUUCCACUGAUUGAUGAAUGAAAAAAAGCUCUUACAAACAAACUGUAGAUUUGCUGAUCAAUGAAAUUGGAUAUUGAAAGAUGAAAGAAACCAUGGGGAAAACCCAUAAAUUCCAUAAGGAUUAAGAAUUAAAAGGCAGGGAUAUAUAUUAGUGGAGAGUCGUAGGUAUCAGGGAAGUCUGAUUAGGUUCAGAACAUCUGAUUAGUCUGAUAUUAGGUUCUGGGAAUUCUGUACCUCUGAAGUACCACAGUCAAUAGGGAAAGAGAGAGGGAACUGUGGCUGAGAAAUUAGGAUAAAAAGAGAGGCUGUGUCCUCCAAAAAUCUGAGAGAGCCCAGGAGAAUGCCCCAUGGCCUCUCCCUUUAUUCAAGUAAAAUAAAAUGACACUGUCUCCUUUUUGGACGUAAACCUCUGGUGUUUGUGGAUUGGCUUUCCUGACCAACUGGGAACUCAUGUCUGGGAUAUUUCCGCCAUCCGGGGCGGUGGGCAGCAAGCAGAGCUGACGGCGCCUCACCAGUUUGGGUGAUCAGCUCCCCUUGGUGCCGGCUGGUACUGGGUGAUCGAUUGGGUUCUCGAGACUGUCCAGGAGAGAGACGAGUGGCGGACCAGAGGGGUCUGUGGAGAGUCUGCCAGGAAGAACUGAAAAUCUCAGCAGUGAGUAAAAUGGGAUCUUCAGAGAGCAAACCUGAGAAAGCACCAGUGGAGGGUAGCACAGGUAAAACAGGACACCCAGGGAGGGUAGCACAGGUAAAUCAGGACACCCAGGGAGGGUAGCACAGGUAAAACAGGACACCCAGGGAGGGUAGCAGAGGUAAAACAGGGCACCCAGGGAGGGUAGCACAGGUAAAACAGGGCACCCAUGGAGGGUAACACAGGUAAAUCAGGACACCCAUGGAGGGUAGCACAAGUAAAUCAGGACACCCAGGUAGGGUAGCACAGGUAAAACAGGACACCCAGGGAGGGUAGCACGGGUAAAACAGGACACCCAGGGAGGGCAGCACAGGUAAAACAGGACACCCAGGGAGGGUUGCAGGGGUAAAGCCAGGAAGGGGCCCCGGCAAAAGGAAUGAUGGUCCCAUAAUAUCCCUGGAGAGUGCCUUGUGGAGAAUGCUGAAGUCUUGGCAUAGAUUAUGCAUUCAUCCAGAGGUAACUAUGGAUAUAAUGGUAAAAUAUUGUUAUUUUGUGUGGCCAGUGUGUAAUUUGCCAAAGAGGUUUAUAUGGCCACCUGAUGGAACAGAUAGAAUUUGUUUGAGUUGAAUUUUGUGCAGGUAUUUAGAGGAGAAUUGGAAAUGGAUUGUUAGGGAUGUCAGGGGCUCCCAUUAUAUCAAGGACCCAAGAGCCUGGAGCCCUUGAUAACUUUUAAAGUGGGUCCAGAUUGAGAGGAGGUGUGUUUUCUGGCAGACACAGGGGCCUCUUGAUCCACAUUAAAUUUCAUACCUAAAGGGGGGAAAUUAUCAAAAAGAUCACUGGUAUUUUAAGGAGUGAGCGGAAAGGAGGAGCAAGUGCAUUUUAUUCAAUCACUAUUAGUAGAUGUGGGGGGCAGGUUUAAAAUGCAUGAAUUCCUAUUUGUUUCUAAUUGUGAUUGUAAUUUCCUGGGAAGGGAUUUGAUGGCUAAGGUGGGAAUGCAAAUUAGUAGUGAAAAAAAUGACACAGAGACCAACACUGUGAUAUCUUUGUGUAAAAUGUCUGAGAAGGCUUAUGCUGAAAUAAAUCUGGAAGCGAUGGCAGCCCCAGGGAAAUACAGAAAAUCAGACAUAGAGCCUCUCCAAGUUACUUUGAAGCAACCAGGACAAGUGGUGUCUAAAAAGCAAUACCCUCUUUCAAGGGAGGGAAAGAAGGGGUUACAGCCUGUUAUUGAGUCCCUACUAAAGGCAGAUCUUUUGGAGCUGUGUAUGUCUUCCUAUAACACCCCUCUCCAGCUGGUUAAGAAACCAGAUGGAACCUAGAGAAUGGUGCAGGAUUUAAGAAUAAUAAAUGAAAUUCUCAAACCAAGGCAUCCCACAAUUCCAGAUCCCUAUACAAUCUUGAAUCAGAUCCCUUCUUCACAUCAGAAUUAUUCUGUACUGGAUUUCAAGGAUGCGUUCUGGGGGUGUCCGAUUACAGAAGAUAGUAAACAGUAUUCUGCCUUUGAGUGGGAACAGGAGGAAGGAGGGAAAAUGAUAAAACAACAAUUGACAUGGACAGUACUCCCUCAGGGAUAUACUGAGUCGCUGGUUUUGUUUGUGCAAGCUUUGCAGAAAAUAUCAAGAGAGUUUACUCCACCCUCAGGAGUUAAGUUGUUGCAGUAUGUGGAUGAUUUGGUCUUAUCCAGGGGAACAGGAAAUGUGGUUGAAGAGGCUACUGUAAAGCUGCUUAAUUUUCUUGAAAAAAAAAAAAAAAGGACUUAGAGUGUCCAAAACAAGGCACAGUUGGUAGAAAGGAAGGUCAAAUAUUUGGGACACAGUCUGACUGGAGGGUUGCAGUGUAUUGUUCCAGAAAGAAUAUAAGGAACUUUAGAAGUACCAUUACCGCACACACACACAAAAAAAAGAGUUGUGACAGUUUUUAGGGUUUGUGGGGUACUGCAGAGUAUGGAUUGAGGAUUUUCUGUUGUGGCCAGAACUUUAUAUGACUUUUUAACCCAAGACAGUCCUAAUGUCGUGGUAUGGACACCGGAAGGAGAGCAAAGCUUUAGAAAAUUAAGACAAAUUGGUAAAUGCACCAGUUUUAGCCCUUCCAGACUCAGAAAAGGAAUUUGAACUAUAUGUGGAUGUUAAACAGAGUCAUGCUAAAGGAAUUUUGGUGCAAGAGCAUGGGGGGACACCAAGACCUGUUGCCUAUUUUUCUAAGCUGUUAGACCCAGAGGCUGGCCCCAUUGCCUGCAGAACUGCGCAGCCACAGCUCUGAUGGUGGCUGAGGCCCGAAAGCUGACAAGGGGAGGGUAUCUGAUUGUUGAAGUUUCACAUCAGAUUAAAGCUUUGUUAACUGAGAGAGCCUCUAGGUGGAUGAUGAGGGUUCAAUUAUUACAGUAUGAAUCUUGUUUAAUGGAGCAGGAGGAUUUAGAAUUUGAAAGUGGGGAAGGGUUUGACCCAGCGUCCUGUUUGAACAGCCCUUAAGAGGGGGCCAGGAAGGAACCCAUGAGUGCACUCAGGUGAUAGAUCUCCAGACCCGGGCUAGGGAAGAUUUAUGAGAUACUUCCUGGCCUGAGGGAGAAAAUAAAAAGGGAAACUGUGGAGAGGGCUUACAGCUGGUCUGUGAGCCAGAGAGACUUAAUUGAUAAGGUUUACUUCUGAAAGGAAUUUUACAAAGGCCGUUGGUAUGGAGACCAAGAAGAGAAGAAGGAGAAGAUAAGCAAGAAAAAACCUGCAGCUGGAGAAAAGUAUUUUUUGAAAAGUUUUGUGAAAAACAGAGGUGGAGAUGGUUUUGCACCAAUGAACAUUAUGUUUAUCUGUUGUAACCAAUGAAUAAAGUGCAAACUUCGUAGAGUGUAUAAAAGAUAACCGGCUGAUGUAAUAAACAGAUUUUAGCCUUCUGA
Molecule: messenger RNA, 5657 nt
Organism: Catharus ustulatus (Swainson's thrush)
Lineage: Eukaryota; Metazoa; Chordata; Aves; Passeriformes; Turdidae
Product: mas-related G-protein coupled receptor member H-like
Exons: 4
Coding region: 681-1655 (324 amino acids)
Biological process (GO): G protein-coupled receptor signaling pathway
Cellular component (GO): membrane
Molecular function (GO): G protein-coupled receptor activity
Source: RefSeq, a predicted model, not a curated record